CUCUUGUUUGCAGCCACCACUCAACCGCGAUAGGCCUCUCGGUCGUCCUUACCUCACCGGAGCAGAAGAGUUCUGUUGGUACUUGGGAAUACCUCGGCUUGCGCAGAGUCGCAGACUGUAGGCUAUCGUAUUUCAGCCACGCCGAAGCAGACUCGCAGACUCGCACACCAAUGGACGACGAAGAUCUAGCAAGAGCCAUAGCACUUAGCUUACAGGACCAUGCACCACCAGCGGCACGUCCAUCAAUCAGAGCGGAGCAGGAAGUCAUCGAAAUCAGUGAUGAUGAAGACGGUGUAGAAGUCAAUGAAGAAGACCGUAGAUUCAAGUCAGAACUGCAGCAGGCUAUCGAGGCCUCGAAGCGAGAAGAGGCACAGCGUGCAGCAUCGCAAGCCCCAGCCCAGUCGACCGCAACGUCAGAGCCGACCUUUUCACCAGCUCCUGUGACCGGGUUUCUCUCCGAAAGAGCGCAACUCGAACGAGAACGGCUCGCGAGACAGAAGAGACUGCGACCAGAUCUCGACACCGACGGAGCGUCUGGCAUAGAUAACGAUGCACAUAGAUCCAAGAGUGCCACAUCUCCUCGCGUAGCCGCAAGUACCUCAAGGCAAACGGCGCCUACGGCAAGCUCAUCCGCUCGGAGCUCAUCGGAGCAGUACUUCUGGGAUGGCGAGAUGCGCCCAAUAGCGAACAUGCACGUAGAUCGUGCGAAGGACACCAAGCCUACGUUCCGCCUGAGCGAUAUUCUUGCACCUAGAGAUGAGAUAGAGUUCGCUGUCAUCUCUGCAUAUGUGUACAACUUCCCUUGGCUAUACUCCAUGCUCAGCCCGAGAACCCCUGUCAUAGCCGUGGCACAAGACCCACAUGGUGAGGAGACUAUAAGGGCAAUUCUUCCGAAUUGGAUUAAGGCGACGCCGUUUCUACGGAACGGCAUGGGCUGUAUGCAUAUGAAGUUCAUGCUGUUGUUCUACAAGACAGGUCGCUUGCGGAUCGUCGUUUCGACCGCAAAUAUGAUAGAAUACGACUGGCGAGACAUAGAGAACACGGCAUGGGUGCAGGACGUCCCUAAACGACCCUCCCCUAUUGCUCACGAUUCCAAGGUUGACGACUUCCCUGCGGCAUUUAGUCGCGUUCUCCGAGCGCUGAACGUAGGACCGGCACUCAUUUCACAUGUCAACAACGACCACCCGAACCUACCAUUACAGCGUCUAGAGCACCUCCGCACCCAUUGGGACUUCUCGAAGGUAAAGGCCAAACUGAUACCGUCCAUAGCGGGCAAGCACGAAGGUUGGCCAAAGGUCAUCCUUACGGGCCACACGUCCCUCAUGAAGGCUCUGCGCGAAUUAGGCCUAGCCGCAAACAAGGGCAAGGAGGUAGUACUGGAAUGCCAGGGAUCGUCCAUCGGCUCGUACAGCACACAGUGGAUGAAUGAGUUCCACUGUUCGGCACGGGGCGAGUCCGCACAGACGUGGUUGGACGUCUCGAAGGCGCGUCGGGCCAAGCUUCCGUAUCCACCGAUCAGGGUCCUCUUCCCGACGCUGCAAUAUGUGCGCGAGAGUGUGCUGGGCGAGCAGGGAGGAGGAACUAUGUUCUGUCGACGUAACCAGUGGGAGGCCGCCAAGUUUCCGCGAGAGCUCUUCCAUCAGUCGCGAAGCAAGCGCGGACGAGUUCUCAUGCACUCUAAGAUGAUCCUUGGCCUCAUCCGUGAUAAGUCGACUGCCUUCGGGAGUGGCAGUGGUGGGCAGUCGGACAGCGAGACAGAGCCAGAAGAUGACGAGGCGGCACCUACCGAGAUGGAGAAGCUCAUCGGGUGGCUGUACAUGGGCUCGCACAACUUCACGCCGUCCGCUUGGGGCACGCUGUCCGGCUCCGCAUUCAACCCGACGCUCAACAUCACCAACUACGAGCUCGGCAUUCUGCUGCCACUUCAUAGUGAAGAAGAGGCGAAUCGACUGACUUGCUGGGAGCGGCCUCCGCGCAAGUACGUGCUUGGGAGGGACGACCCUUGGAUCCAAUCUGAAUCUCCUGCGUUCGCUGAAAGCCUCUCGUAAGAAGCUCGCAACAGACCGGCGAGGAACCGACGUUAGUCACGACGUAUUCUAUAAUUGAUUCCCGGCGUGAAUACACUGUAAAACCUGGAAACUAUGGUCAUGACACAGGUACGGGUGAGGCGUACGAGAGUUCACACAAACUUCGAUGGGCAAUUUGAGGAAGUUGAGCACAUCGUUCAACGUUCAUGCCACACCGCGAGUCGCGACAGGCUUGAGUCAAAGACGAUUCGUCAUGAGCAAAUUAUCCUUGACUCUUGUGGUCGGGAUUGUCUCUUGAGUCUUGAUUACCGUUACAUAAGUACCUCUAUGUAGUAGUCCGAGAACAAAUGUCUCACGCUCGACGCCCAUGAUCGCGCGUGCGACAGCGGCCGGUGGCUAAAUUGGAUCCCAGGCUCCUCCUCCUC
Messenger RNA from Rhodofomes roseus, 2452 nucleotides. RefSeq names its product phospholipase D/nuclease. Gene Ontology annotation, cellular component: nucleus. The record is from RefSeq and is a predicted model, not a curated record. NCBI's taxonomy places the organism in Eukaryota, Fungi, Basidiomycota, Agaricomycetes, Polyporales, Fomitopsidaceae. Bases 171 to 2048 code for a protein of 625 amino acids. The transcript has 17 exons. Gene Ontology annotation, biological process: single strand break repair; double-strand break repair. Gene Ontology annotation, molecular function: single-stranded DNA binding; double-stranded DNA binding; 3'-tyrosyl-DNA phosphodiesterase activity.